GGCUGUGGAUGGAGACGCUCCUUGGCAUCCCGUGGAGCAGGCUGCCUGAAGUGGAGCCCGGCGCCGGAGGCGGGACCCUGAGCUUCCCUGGGAGAAUUUAAGGACUUAACCUCUCUCUGAGGAUGGAGGAAGAGGUUGUCUCUAAUUCAGAGUAUAUGACAAGAACAUUCUCAGGGUACAACACAGAAGAGGAAAAAUGGCCAUUGUCCAUCUAGAAGGGAAGUUUGAGAUCUGUUAUUAAGGUGGAAAGGAGAGUCUGAAAGAAGCAGCAAAUGGCCUCAUAGACUCGCCUGAUAAUAAAGCCAUCCAGUGGUGAGGAAACAGAUAAAUUCAUCAAGUUGAGAAAAUCGUGCAAAAAUUCUUCACAUGAGAGGUUCCAGACCCAGAUGUUUCCAGCUUGCCUUCUGAACAAGGACUUGUCUUCAAAGUAGCACACCAAGGGAUCAUCAGCAUCGUGUCAGUGGGAAAUGAGUGAGACGCUUGAAAACUGUGCACCUAAGACUAAUUCUAGAACAUAUUUGGAAGUCAGAGUUAGAGAAGGAACAAGAAAAUCAGAAGGAAUAUUACAAGCAAGAGAUGGUAACACAUGAUAAAAUGUCCGUUUUCUGCCCAGGGACGCGCCUACCUCAGCAUCCACGGGGUUACUCUACAGAGAAGCCCUAUAAAUGUGAGGAGUGUGGGAAAGGCUUCAGGCGAGCCUCACACCUGUGCCAGCAUCAGAGUAUUCACACUGGUGAGAAGCCCUAUGAAUGUAAGCAAUGUGGGAAGGCCUUUAGUCGUGAUUCCCAGCUAAGUCUUCAUCAGAGACUUCACACCGGUGAGAAACCCUACACAUGCAAGGAAUGUGGAAAGGCUUUCACUCAAAGCUCACAACUUAUUUUGCACCAUAGAAUUCAUACGGGUGAGAAACCAUACAAGUGUGAAGCCUGUGGGAAAGCCUUUAUUCGAAGCUCACAGCUCAGCCGCCAUCAAAAGGUCCACACUGGAGAGAAACCCUUUGAAUGUAAAGAGUGUGGGAAGGCCUUCACCCAGAACUCCCAGCUUACUCUGCACCAGAGACUGCACACUGGCGAGAAGCUUUACGACUGUAAGGAGUGUAGGAAGGUCUUUACUCAGCUCUCGCAGCUUAUUCUCCAUAGAAGAGUUCACACUGGCGAGAAACCCUAUGAAUGUAACGAGUGUGGGAAAGCUUUCAUUUGUGGCUCACAGCUCUCGCAGCACCAGAAAAUCCACAAUGGAGAAAAGCCGUAUGAAUGUAAGGAGUGUGGGAAAGCUUUUAUUCGAGGCUCACUACUUAUGCAACAUCAAAGAAUUCACACUGGUGAAAAACCCUAUAAAUGUGACGAGUGUGGAAAGGCUUUUAUCCGUGGUUCCCAGCUCACUCAACAUCAGAGGAUUCAUACUAACGAAAAGCCUUACGAAUGUAAAGAAUGUGGGAAGACCUUCAGUCAUGGUUCACAACUAACUCAACAUCAGAGAAUCCAUACUGGUGAGAAGCCCUAUCAGUGUAAGGAGUGUGGGAAAGCCUUUAAUCGCGGGUCACUCCUUACUCGACAUCAGAGGAUUCACACUGGUGAAAAACCCUACAAAUGUAAAGAAUGUGGAAAAAAUUUCAGCCGGGGCUCGGAACUUACCCAGCAUGAGAGAAUCCAUACAGGUGAGAAGCCCUAUGAGUGUAAGGAAUGUGGGAAGUCCUUCAUCCGUGGCUCCCAGCUCACUCAGCAUCAAAGAAUCCACACGGGUGAAAAACCGUAUGAGUGUAAAGAAUGCCGAAUGGCCUUCACUCAGAGUUCACAUCUUUCCCAGCAUCAGAGGCUUCAUACCGGUGAGAAACCCUAUGUGUGUAGCGAAUGUGGGAAGGCCUUUGCACGUGGAUUGCUGCUCAUACAGCAUCAGAGAAUUCACACCGGUGAGAAGCCGUAUCAGUGUAGGGAAUGUGGGAAGGCUUUUAUCCGCGGUUCACAGCUCACUCAACAUCAGCGAACUCACACUGGAGAGAAACCUUAUGAAUGUAGGGAAUGUGGGAAGGCGUUUGGUCAUGGCUCUCAACUUACUCUGCAUCAGAGGGUCCACACAGGUGAGAAGCCCUAUGAAUGUAAGGAGUGUAGAAAGGCCUUUGCUCAGAGCUCGCAUCUUUCUCGGCACCGACGAGUUCAUACUGGCGAGAAACCAUAUCAGUGUAAAGAAUGUGAAAAGGCUUUUACACGUGAGUCUCAACUAAUGCAACAUAAGAGAAUUCAUAUCAGUGACAAAUCUUUGGACUGUAAGGAAUGCCGAAUAGACUUCAAUCAUCACUCGCAAAUUUUUAUAUGAGUUAAUUUAUUCUCUGCAAUUAAUGUAGCUUUCCCUGGCCAUACAUUAUCAGUGAAGAAUUCUUACAAAUGUGAAUAUGGGACUGUGAAUUCAGCAUUUGAGAAUUUAUGUAGGAGAAUAGAAAUGCUGAUGUAAUCCACAUAGGAAAACUAUUUAUUUACAUGUUUACAUUGUGUUACAUUUUAGCAAAUUAAAAUAGGAAGUAAUUCUGUUGCUGUGAUAUAGAAGGUCUUUAGCAUAGAAAAUUUCUCAAUCACAUUACACAGGUCCUGUCAGUUGGUUUCCUUUGUGACAUUUGUUACGACUAACCUGGCUUUCAUUUAAACAUUUGUUGUGUAGAUCAAGAUUCUUCUAAAUAUCAUGUUUUAACAUGGAUAGCACUUGGGUCUACUCCUUUCCUAUCAUAAAUAUUAGCUGUUGUUUUCAUUAUUUGCAUGAAAGGAGGAACUUAUAAGCAUUAUCAUUAAGAAAUAUUUCAUUUUUAUUUGGGAGGCUUUAUAUACUGUCAUCAAUGUGAGAAAGCGUUCAUUCAGAUCUUAUUUAUUAUAGAAGAAAAUUUAUACUAAAAAGAAACCUUGAUAUUAGUGGGUUAUUGAGUACCAUCGUUACAGAAUUGAUUUGUCACAGAGUCCCAAAACUUACAUGUUUCACUAUCUCUAACUUCAACUCAAGAAUAUUACUUAUACAUGAUGAACUAAGUGCUCAAGAUAAAUCCAGGAAAUGAAAAAACCUUGAAUAUGUAGUUUUGUGAACUAAUCUGAAAGUACAAAGUUACACUAGUAGACAACUUAGAAUUAAAAAACAACACAUGAUCUUGUAUCAGAGGUUGGUGUUCUACCCAAUUUUCAUCUCCUUUUCAUCAUAAAACCUAGGCAAAACAAAAACAAAAACCUCCUCCACCCCUCCCCAAAAAAUUUAGUCUCCACUGCAGAUCAACGAGACUAAAACGGUACCUGUAUGACUAGACCAUUUAAGAAAUCCAUCCACUCUGCUUCUUUCUCUUCCUAACUCUGUAGACACAUGAGGCAGAGCACAGCCUCCUGAGGGAUGUGGAAGUGGUAUCUGGGUGUUACGGAUGGCUGAGUCUGCAAGCCUGUUGAUUUGUAAACAGUCAUGGUAACUCUGCCCUGCCUAUAUGUUUUACGUAAAAUUAAAGUAACCCUCAUACUGGAUGAUGCUCUCCUACUUCACUGGAUAAUAAAACUUCUCUUAAGGACAUGAAAUAAUGUUUUCUCUGGAAAUGGGAUGCUGUAGAUGAACAGAGUCUCAAAUGUGGCUUUAUGUAACGCUGUGGAGACUGAGGGUUUACUGAGCAUGAGCUACAAAACUGAAUAUUCUUAUUUUUCAGGCAGAACAUUUGAUCAGCCUGCAUCCCUGUGUCUCCUCCAGCAGACCCGGUGUUAGAGGAAAUGGUAG
Messenger RNA from Mus pahari (shrew mouse), 3729 nucleotides. Its product is annotated as zinc finger protein 420. The coding region runs from base 577 to 2313 and encodes 578 amino acids. The transcript is spliced from 5 exons. Lineage: Eukaryota; Metazoa; Chordata; Mammalia; Rodentia; Muridae. Gene Ontology annotation, molecular function: DNA-binding transcription repressor activity, RNA polymerase II-specific; RNA polymerase II cis-regulatory region sequence-specific DNA binding. The record is from RefSeq and is a predicted model, not a curated record. Gene Ontology annotation, biological process: negative regulation of transcription by RNA polymerase II.